Setaria italica (foxtail millet) is the source of this 2298-nucleotide messenger RNA. RefSeq names its product serine/threonine-protein phosphatase 2A 65 kDa regulatory subunit A beta isoform. The record is from RefSeq and is a predicted model, not a curated record. Gene Ontology annotation, cellular component: cytoplasm; protein phosphatase type 2A complex. The transcript has 13 exons. Gene Ontology annotation, biological process: protein dephosphorylation. Lineage: Eukaryota; Viridiplantae; Streptophyta; Magnoliopsida; Poales; Poaceae. Gene Ontology annotation, molecular function: protein binding; protein phosphatase regulator activity. Bases 205 to 1968 code for a protein of 587 amino acids.
CAUCCAAUACAUUCAACCAAACUUAUGCCCAGCCCUCCCCUACCGCUACCGGACUCCCUCUCCGCAGCCACGGUUGCGCCUUCUCCGUCUGAGCUCAGCCGCUCAGCCACGGUUCCUCUCCUCCGAUUCAUGCUCGUCCAGCUCUUGUGUGUAGUGGUAGACGGCCGGUGACGAGCUGAAAAUAUAUUCUAGCUAAACCUGAUAAUGGCUAUGAUAGAUGAGCCUCUGUACCCGAUUGCUGUACUGAUCGAUGAACUGAAAAAUGAAGAUAUUCAGUUGCGCUUGAACUCCAUCAGAAAACUUUCUACGAUUGCCCGGGCACUGGGUGAAGAAAGAACAAGGAAGGAACUAAUUCCAUUCCUUAGUGAAAACAAUGAUGAUGAAGAUGAGGUGCUUCUUGCAAUGGCGGAAGAGUUGGGUGUGUUUAUUCCUUAUGUUGGAGGUGUAGAGCAUGCACACGUUUUGCUUCCACCACUCGAAACAUUGUGUACUGUGGAGGAAACCUGCGUCAGAGACAAGGCUGUGGAAUCACUGUGCCGGAUUGGAGCACAGAUGAAUGAAAGUGAUAUCGUGGACUGGUUCAUCCCUGUUGUAAAGAGAUUAGCGGCGGGUGAGUGGUUCACAGCUAGAGUGUCAUCAUGUGGCCUUUUUCAUAUCGCCUAUCCUAGCGCAUCUGAAUCACUGAAGGCAGAAUUAAGGACUAUUUAUGGUCAGUUAUGCCAAGACGACAUGCCUAUGGUGAGAAGAGCUGCUGCAUCCAAUCUUGGAAAGUUUUCUGCAACAGUUGAACAAAAUCAUUUGAAGACAGAAAUCAUGUCAAUAUUUGAUGAUCUUACACAAGAUGACCAAGAUUCAGUUCGACUAUUGGCAGUUGAGGGUUGUGCUGCUCUUGGGAAGUUGUUGGAGCCCCAAGAUUGUGCAGUACAUAUUCUUCCGGUUAUUGUAAAUUUCUCGCAGGAUAAAUCUUGGCGCGUGCGCUACAUGGUGGCAAAUCAAUUGUAUGAACUGUGUGAAGCUGUUGGUCCUGAGCCCACAAGGGAUGAUCUGGUACAAGCAUAUGUUCGCGUCCUUCGUGACAAUGAGGCUGAAGUGCGGAUCGCGGCUGCUGGAAAAGUUACAAAAUUCUGCAAGAUAUUAAGCCCAGAAAUUGCAAUCCAACAUAUUCUUCCAUGUGUCAAGGAACUAUCGUCAGAUUCAUCUCAGCAUGUUCGUUCGGCUUUGGCUUCAGUUAUUAUGGGAAUGGCUCCUGUGUUGGGAAAGGAUGCCACUAUCGAACAACUUCUUCCCAUUUUUCUUUCUUUGCUGAAGGAUGAGUUCCCUGAUGUUCGACUCAACAUAAUAAGCAAACUUGAUCAAGUUAAUCAGGUUAUUGGAAUCGACUUGCUGUCGCAAUCACUUCUACCAGCCAUUGUAGAGCUUGCUGAAGAUAGGCAUUGGAGAGUUCGGCUUGCCAUAAUCGAGUACAUACCUUUGUUGGCAAGCCAAUUAGGUGUUGGAUUUUUUGAUGACAAGUUGGGGGCACUUUGCAUGCAGUGGUUAGAAGAUAAGGUUUUCUCAAUCAGGGAUGCUGCUGCCAACAAUUUAAAGCGUCUGGCAGAGGAAUUCAGUCCUGAGUGGGCAAUGCAGUAUAUAAUUCCUCAGGUUUUGGAGAAGAUAAACAACCCACAUUAUCUGUACCGAAUGACCACUUUGCAAGCUAUUUCUUUGCUUGCUCCAGUCAUGGGUGCUGACAUCACAUGCCAACAGUUGCUCCCUGUUGUCAUCGCAUCCUCAAAGGAUAGGGUGCCAAACAUGAAAUUCAAUGUUGCCAAAGUCCUGCAGUCGCUCAUACCCAUCCUUGAUCAAUCUGUUGUGGAGAAGACAGUGAAACCAUGCCUUGUUGAGCUCAGUGAGGACCCAGAUGUUGAUGUAAGGUACUAUGCAAACCAGGCCCUCCAGGCAUGUGACCAAAUGGUGAUGUCAACCUAACUAGCUUUGGCUGGUGUUUAGUAAAUGAUGGUAUUCCCCAUAGUCCAUUUUUUGAAUUACUUUAAAGUGCUCUGUAGUCUUCAUAAAUUAUUCUAGCACCAAUGACCUUUACACUUGUAAUAACAGUUUCUAUUAAACGUGUAUGUUUUUGGUUUAGGUUUUGUUUAGUUCUUGGAUUUAGUUGACCUUGGGGAAGUAGGCGGACACUGGACAUUUGUGUGCUUGAGCUGUGUAUGUCUUGUCUUGUUAGUUUCUGCUAGGUCAAUUGCUGCAUUAUGAUUUCCUCGCGUGAAAAGUGCAAUUCUAAUGAUUCCCUCGCAUUGUGAUUCC